Molecule: messenger RNA, 4908 nt
Organism: Nothobranchius furzeri (turquoise killifish)
Lineage: Eukaryota; Metazoa; Chordata; Actinopteri; Cyprinodontiformes; Nothobranchiidae
Gene: rnf220a
Product: ring finger protein 220a
Biological process (GO): protein ubiquitination
Molecular function (GO): metal ion binding; ubiquitin protein ligase activity
Source: RefSeq, a predicted model, not a curated record
CUUCACUGCGCCCUUUCCUCUCGCUCAACUGUCCCCUCUCCGUGCUUCAGCAGAGGGGCUGCGCGCGCGAUCGUGCCACCGAUACCCACUUUUUAAAAAGUGUCUGAGGAAAGUCAGCCUCUCUUCUUCUGUGCAUGUGUGUGCGCGUGUGUUCCUCGCUCUCCUCUGGUUGCGCUUUGGUAAACUAACAAGGAGGUGUUAACUACUUUCCGCGUUUCCCGUUAUCUCCGGUGCUGCUGCGCGUUUAUGCCAGAACGGGCCAGUGCUCCUGAUACUCCUUCUGCGCAGAAAGAAAGAAAAAAAGUUUUCGGUUUGUUGUGAGGAUAAAAAAACAAGCCGGAAACCGAGCCGCCGUAUGCACUAGACGCGGAUUCCUUCACGGCGAGACUCGUUGCCAGCUGAGGAUGAGGAACCAGCUUUGAUGACUUACAGAUGUUUACCUCUCCUGGACCAUCAUCACCCAAGAAGACAAGCUCCAUCCAGAUCCCGCCGAGUGUUCGUGACUCCAUUCUGACUUUGAUGAACAGUUGAAGACCUCUGUUGGUACCUCCCUAACUUGAGUCAUCUGAACUAAAUGACACUUGUGAAAAUUUCGUCGGUGGCAAAUAAAAACUAAACUGUUGCUGGCAGCUCCUUUCCACUUUUCCUUCAGAGAUCGCCUCUCUUUUUACAAAGGGGUCUUUUCUGAGCCCCUCACCCAGAGACCAAAUCCCUCCAAUCUCCAUCUCAGAUUCCUGCACCUUCUUAGACCCGAUCCAAGAGCCUAGGGUAUUGUUUUUCAAUCUCCCAGAGGAGGAUUCGUCUCCUCCUCUCCUUAAAAUUCUUCGAGCGUUCUUCGACCCUCCCGACAUGGACCUCCACCGGGCAGCCUUCAAGAUGGAGAGCUCCUCCUAUCUGCCUAAUCCUCUAGCCUCUCCGGCUCUCAUGGUCUUGGCCUCCACAGCUGAAGCCUCCCGCGAUGCUUCUAUUCCCUGCCAGCAGCCACGUCCGUUUGGGGUGCCCGUUUCUGUUGAAAAAGAUGUCCACUUGCCAUUUAACAAUGGCUCUUACACUUUUGCAUCAAUGUAUCACCGCCAAGGUGCAGUCCCACCAGGAUUUCCCAACAGGGACUUUCCUCCGUCCCUCCUCCACCUGCACCAUCAAUUUGCCCCACCUAACCUGGACUGCUCACCCAUCAGCAUGCUGAAUCACAGUGGCGUUGGCGCCUUCAGGCCUUUUGCCUCACCUCCAGAAGAUCGAGACGGGGCACCAGGUGGUUAUCAGUCUGCUUUCACUCCAGCCAAGCGCCUCAAAGGCUGUCUGGAUCCAGACGCUUCACCCCACCUGAGGUACUCUGAUGCUGAAGGGAAAGAGUAUGACUUUGGAGGAGCUCAGAUCCCUCCUGGGGGCUCACCCAGCAGCGCACUGAAAGCAGUAGAAGACAGCGGGAAAAAGAUUUUCGCCGUCUCAGGCCUCCUGUCCGACCGGGAGACGUCCUCCAGCCCAGAGGACCGAAUUGAACGCUGCAAAAAGAAGAUGUCUCUGUAUGACAGCCAGGCUCCUGUUUGCCCCAUUUGCCAGGUUCUGCUCAGGCCCGGAGAGCUACAGGAGCACAUGGAGACAGAAAUAGAGAGGCUAGCUGCCAUAUGCCUCAGCAGUAAGACCUCUUCGCCCAAAGAUGGAGCCGCUACUCCGGGAACCCCCAAGUCCAUGCUGCUGUCAGUGCACAUCAAGCGUGAGGGAGAAUCCCCCGUGGUCUCACCGCUGUCAUCUGAGGAUGCCCACCACUCUGACCGAUACCAGACAUUUUUACGAGUUCGGGCAAACAGGCAAACGAGAUUGAAUGCCCGUAUAGGGAAGAUGAAGAGGAGGAAGCCUGAGGAGGGGGGCCAGGUAUGUCCGCUGUGCAGCGCCCCACUGGCUGGGAGUGAGGAGGAGAUGAGUAGACAUGUGGAACAAUGCCUGAUCCAGCGUGAGGGAGUGUUGGCUGACGAGGACUCCGCAGACAUGGAUGGAGACAAUGGGCGUGGCUUUGAGGAAUAUGAGUGGGCGGGGCAGAAGAGGAUCAGAGCUACAGCUUUGUUGGAGGGAGGCUUCAGAGCAACAGGUUUUGCGACAUGUAGCAUCAAAGAGAGUGCAGCAGACAGCGACGCCGACCUCGAUGUAGAUGGAGACGACACUCUGGAGUACGGCAAAGCCCAGUACACCGAGGCCGACAUCAUCCCCUGCUCUGGGGCUGGGGAGGACCAAGGAGAGGCCAGGGAGAGGGAGGCGCUACGGGGAGCUGUGCUCAAUGGAGGGAUGCCUUCUAACAGAAUAACAUCUGAGUUCUCCAAAUGGGCCAGUGAUGAGAUGCCUUCUACAAGCAACGGAGAGAGCAGCAAGACGGACCCCAGCACUCCUUCAUCAUCCUCCUCCUCUUCCUCCUCCUGCGCCCCACGCACUUGUAAAAACAGCGAGAUUGAAAAGGUGACGGAGGAAGAGUCAACAGCUACCACUAUGGAGGCUCUGAAGGCUCGAAUCAGAGAGCUGGAGAAGCAGAUACUGCGAGGAGACCGAUACAAGUGUCUCAUCUGUAUGAGAAAGCCUGCUAUCCAAUCAGGCGCGGAGAUCAAGAGCAUAGGGCUGUGGCCGGGGUCCCGGCCACUGGCCAAAGAGGUCGGAGAGAGACACCCUAAGUCCCUCCCCCUCGGCCUGUACUGCCUGUACAGGGGCCUUGUGAUUGGUGGCUACGGCGGCAGCAUAAAGAGGCUCCUCCCACAGCCCCUACGGAGGGACUCCUACACAAUGCCACUCACCUCCAUCCAGUGCUGGCACGUCCAUUGUGAAGAGUGCUGGCUUAGGACUCUGGGGAACAAGAAGCUGUGCCCGCAGUGCAACACCAUCACUUCGCCCGGAGACCUGAGGCGCGUCUACUUGUAAAGAGCACAACAUCUUCCAUCUGCAGUCCAUUCCUCCUUCGUGGAUUUCAUCUUUUCCCUGUUUUCAUCUGUUUUUUUCUCUCUUUCUCAUGGACUGGGUCAGUAGCUCCAAAGCCUCCGAGAGCAUCCAGAGACAACGCGGCUGUCUUUCAGAAGCUGCUGACGCUUUAAAGGAGGCCGAGGCUCGCUGGACUUGAAAUGACUCACUGACUCAUGCUGGCUGCCCGGUCAUGCACUCACACCAAAAAACAAGGAAAUUGUCCCUGAUGUUGACACUUUGAUCCACCAGGAUAUUGAUGGAGACCCCGAAUCUCAGCAUAGUCUCGGCUGAUGCCCAGACUCAUGCUGCAGGAGGCGGACCCAAAAGGAACUUCUUACUGCGAAUUGGAUUUAUUUUGUCCUCCUCCUUCAACUUUUCAUGGAUGCUCGGCAGACAGCAACACAGCGACAAAAGAAGGCUUCUUUAGUUCUUUUUCCUGUUGCAGAGGGAAAACCUUGUCCAGCAGGAGCUUUUGCUCAAGGGUAUUUAACAUAAAAACGAGGCCGGUCCACUAAAAUUGAGCGUUUGACCAAACUGAGAAUAACCUCAAAACAUUUGAGGAGAAUUUUGAAACCCUGUCCUCCUUUCUCCCCCUACUUUUGUGGUGUUCUAGUGAAGUAAACCAAAAUUUCUCCCCUUCUUAAAAUGCAGUGCAAGCACAUGUAAUAUAGUUCUAUGUGUGUUUACAAUGUUGGGUGUAAAUGACAUAGAGUUCACACACACACACACGUACAUGCAAACACUAUCAUCAGAAAACAUGACCUAAGUAUACAUUAACAUCAUUUUUAAGUCGAAAGUUCAUUUGGGGGAAAAAUGGCUGACAUAAAAAAAAUGUAUUUUUUGAAAGAGAAAGAAAAAGUCCUUUUGAAGAUCUGUUGAAGUUUUAUUUGACUGUACAGGAAUAAAAGAAAAUGCUACUCAAGAUUAGAUGUUUAAGGUUUAGAUGGUGUCAUUUUGCUGCAGGGUGUCCUGAAGGUGAAACAAAAGGACAGACGUUAGUUUUAUCCAACAGGAAGCUUGGUGUUGCCCAAGAUGUCCCGAACCUUGAGCAGAACAGCAUGAAUUUUCUUUAGUUCAAACAUCCAGCUGAGCUCCUGCUUCCUCUGUUGGAGUAACAACACGCUCGGAUCAUAGUCUGAAGACUGUUCUUUUACCCUCACACGUCUGGGGAUCUUUCUUUUCCUGGUAUUCUCACACUGCUGUGCUGCAAAAUGGUCCCCAAAGGCAUUUCCAAAGGGCAGGUUCUUUCAGAGCUAAAGAAGACGAGUGAAGGAUGCCCAAGGCUGAACUGGCAAUCUCAACCCCCCCGCGGCGUUUGCCCCCUUCCCUUUUAGCGCAGCAGCAUCAGCAGCCAAGGUGGUGGUGUGCUUUGUGUUUGUAAAACUAUGUAAUCUGUGAUGUCUGUAAUGUUGUAAGAAAUAUUGAGGAAAAAAAAGAAAAAAUAAAACUUCUCAAAUAUCACGAGUGGUCCCGUUCACGCAAACGAUGACACAGUGAAGAAAAAGGUACAGCCUAUGCUGAAAGAAGGUGGUAACGAUGGCCUUAUUUAUGCAGAAACUUUUUGUUAAUGUACAUUUAAAUUAAUUUCCCAUGUCAUUUUGGUGUCUAGGAUUCACUCGCUCAACUCCAAACUGGCAUUCAAUAACUUAGUUUUAAAGCUUUGCAGCUUUAUCUGAAAUCCAGCGAAACUCAAAGGCCAAUUUCUGAGGCUUCAAAAGCUUUAGUGGAUCAGCUCUGGUUAGCGUUGGUUAGGACUCCCUUCAUUCGGUAGAAUAAAAACAAUAUGAAGCAAAGCUGUCACUAAAUUCUUCCCCAGUCCAGGUGCACUGGAAUCUGCUCGGAAUAAUAAAAAACUGCAGAAGAGAUUUGUGUCGAUCCUACUUUCUGUAUUGUACAUUUAUGAAUAAUGGUACAUGUCUUUGCCAUUUGUAAAGUAUAAUUGACAUGAAUUAAAUAAUUGUAAAUCUC